UUUCGUCUCUGCUUUGUUCGCCAUUUUGAAGUCUUUUGGUUUGUGUGUGCGCGCGACAAAAUCUGUAAUGGCGCUAAGCAGCAGGGACUUGUUGGGUGUGCUGCGCUGCAGCUGCAACGAACCUUUUUGCGACUGUCGGCGGCACAUCGUUGUCUGUUCGUCGGACGACUCAGCAGAAAACUCCAGCCGUUGCGACUAUUACAACCACUGUCCAGGUACCCAUGGCAGAAUUACCGACUUGGAGCAAAAUACUGGAAUGGCCGAAGUACCCCAGCAGGGCCCACAGCCAGGUUGCCCGAAAGCUCUGCAUCGAAGUCGAACUCAAGUUUCAAUGCAAGAUUGGUGACCUGGAGGAAAAGCUAAAAGCAGUAGCAGAAGCGUUCACAUGCAAAGAGCAACGUGAGUGCAUAUUCAUCGACAUUGGAAGUGCUGAUGAAAUUAUAAGGAUCACAAGUGGAAACAUAGAGCGGGCCCUCAUGUUUUGCCUGCUUAUCUACUACAUAAAAAACCUGGAGUAUCCGCCUGCAUUCUCACCGACGCUUGUGCUGCUGCUGCAAAAAAAAGAUACCCUGCCGGAUACAACAGUGCCUCGUGGACUGCCCACACACCACCUGAAGAAUCUUCUCAUACUCUUGAAAAAGAAUUUGUGUCAAGUUCAAGAAACAAAUGUGCUAAGACAGGGUACGUCCCAAGAUGCUGGAGUAUGUUCUCAACGGAUGGCUUCAGUCUUUUUCUGAACUUCAGUGUAUUUGUUUCAUUUGUUGCAUUGAGUGUUGUCAAACUUAAAAUACUAUCUGAGUUACCAGUUUAUCUUAUGUUUGCUCGAGGUGAUACGAGAUGUUAGAUUUUACUAUGGUAUUUAGGGUGCAGGUAUAUGUUGGUAUACUCUUGGUGAUUCGGGCUGCAUUUCCUAAACUGAUACUGUGAAAACUGCAGGCGCAUGCACCUCACAUACUUAUAGGUUAGCACAGUCGUUUAAAAUCACGGCUUUCUUCCAUUUAUUUUGUAUUUGGCUACAAGCUUUGAUGGUCUUUGUGUUUUCUGUGCUGAUAGCACCAUUUUUGAGCUUCCAACAUGUGGCUGCUUUAAUGUCUCCUCAGAAAUGUGAUAGUCACAAUAUUACAUUGCCCCUCUUUACACCAGUUGUAUGCUUACUGCGGCAUUCAUAAAGAAGUCAAUCUGAGUUAAUACCUCACUUUAAAGAAUGGCUUUUUAUUGUGUGCAUAUUUUUGCAUCAUGAUAGCAGUGUCUACUUUUAUUUAUAUUGUGCGGGGAGCAAUCUUUUGUGGACUUUUUGGAAAUUGUGGUUUCAUGUGAGAACUUUGCUUUAUUACACGGCGCCUUCAUCCUGGUUCCUCUUUUCGCACUGCAAACAGUUAUAUAAUAUGAGCUCAGACUUAUAGUGCAUUAUAUGCAGCACUUAUUGUGAUAUAUAUUUGCUCUGUAGUACCUGUUCGCUACAUAAGAAAACUACUUCACAAAUAUAAUGCCUUGACCAUAUAUACAUCACCUGCAUAACGUAGGUUUUCUUUAAUAUUGCCUAGACUCAGGAAGUCAGGCUACAUUGUGUAAUACUAUGCGUCGUUGUGGGAAGUAUGCGUUGGUAUUGUGGUUAAGGUACAUUGUGUAUUUAUGUCUGUCAUCAGUGAUAUUAAAGGCGUUGAGUAUUUUUGAAUA
Molecule: messenger RNA, 1677 nt
Organism: Dermacentor andersoni
Lineage: Eukaryota; Metazoa; Arthropoda; Arachnida; Ixodida; Ixodidae
Source: RefSeq, a predicted model, not a curated record